Manihot esculenta (cassava) is the source of this 1247-nucleotide messenger RNA. Its product is annotated as 6-phosphogluconolactonase 3, chloroplastic. The record is from RefSeq and is a predicted model, not a curated record. The transcript has 3 exons. Lineage: Eukaryota; Viridiplantae; Streptophyta; Magnoliopsida; Malpighiales; Euphorbiaceae. Gene Ontology annotation, biological process: carbohydrate metabolic process; pentose-phosphate shunt. Gene Ontology annotation, molecular function: 6-phosphogluconolactonase activity. Bases 95 to 1066 code for a protein of 323 amino acids.
CCGCUGUUCUUCCCCCUUGCUCUCUUCAUCACCGUUCACUCUCACUACUUUCUAAUCAUCUAACGGUUAUUAAUAAGCCCACUUCAGUCUUCUGAUGGCAUCUUCUUCUCUCUCUUUCACCACCCUCUCACCGUCUUUUCGAAGACUGCGUAGACCCGACUCUCUGCUAAUCUCGCCCCAGGUAGCAGUUAACCUUAAGAGACUCGAUUGCUCUAUUGGAUUGAGACCAGGGUCUUCGGCUGUUAUCGGAACGGAAUCCAGGAGAUUUGACUGCAUAACGAAGGCGUCGUCAAUGGCUGGGAUUACGACUGCUGGGAAGAAGAAAGCGGUGGAGGUCUUUGACUCCGAGGAGGUUCUGGCGGUAUCUCUGGCCAAGUACACAGCUGAUCUAUCUGAAAAUUUUUGUAAAGAAAGAGGCUGUUUCACUGUCGUUUUGUCUGGUGGUUCUCUCAUCAAGUCCCUCAGGAAGCUUUUGGAGCCACCUUACAUUGAUUCGAUAGAAUGGUCUAAAUGGCAUGUUUUAUGGGUGGAUGAGAGAGUGGUCCCUAAGGAUCAUGUUGACAGUAACUAUAAACUUGCAUAUGAUGGAUUUCUUUCUAAGGUUCCAAUUCUUCCUGGUAAUGUUUAUGCCAUAAAUGAUGCCCUAUCAGCUGAGGGUGCAGCCGAAGAUUAUGAAACCUGUCUUAAACAUUUGGUUAAUACCAAGGUGAUAGAAACAUCAUCAGCAAGUGGAUUUCCAAAGUUAGAUCUCAUGCUUUUGGGAAUGGGUCCAGACGGACAUGUAGCUUCUCUUUUCCCUGGGCAUCAUCUUUGUAAUGAAAACAAGAAAUGGGUUACUUUUAUUAAGGACUCACCAAAACCACCUCCAGAGAGAAUUACCUUUACUUUCCCAGUGAUAAACUCGGCUGCAUAUAUUGCCCUUGUGGUAUGUGGUGCGGGUAAAGCUGAUGCAGUGCAAAAGGCAUUGGGAAAGGAUCAAAGCUCUGAUGUGCUGCCUGUUCAAAUGGUUUCAGCUGAAGGGGAGUUCAAGUGGUUUUUGGACAAAGCUGCAGCUUCAAAGCUGUAGGAAGGAAAGUGUUAACCUCUGUGAGUUAAUCCAAAUAAACUGAUACCAUGUCACCUUCUGUGGUUUAUCAGUAGAACUGCUAGAUUAUUUAAUCCAGGAUUUGCAAGCUUUACUCCAUGUGCAAACUGUGAACCCACAAUAAACAUGUCCUGAAUGAAAUGUAGUAUGGCUUUCAUGGAUA